AUGCUAUAUGGAAAUUUCAAGAAAUCGGCACAACAUAUUGAUAAAAUGUUGAAUGCCCAAUCAAGAGAGGAGGUUUUGAAGAAUCGAAUGUGGCUUAAAGCAACUAUUGAAAUUGUUCGCUUUCUAGCAUUGCAAGGAAUUGGUUUUAGAGGCCAUGAUGAAAGUUCAAGUUCAUUGAAUCGAGGGAAUUUUAUUGAAGUGUUAAAGUGCAAAGCGGAAGGAAAUGAUGAACUUUCAAGUGUCAUCUUAGACAAUGCUCCACAAAACGCCCAAUACAUUGCUCCAUCAAUUCAAAAAGAGGUUCUUCAUAUUCUUGCAAAUAGAGUGAGAAAAAUGAUUUGUGAUGAAAUUGCAGGAGGUAAAUAUUGUAUUCUUGUUGAUGAAGCACAAGAUGAGUCUAAUACAGAGCAAUUGGCUCUUGUUUUAAGAUAUGUCAAGCAUGAUGGCUUACUAAUGGAACGUUUUUUUGCCAUUGAGGGCGUUGAAAACACAUCAGUAGUUACGCUUAAGGAUGCAAUAUGUGUUACUCUUGGUCGGUUCGAUCUUUCAAUUCAAAAUUUGAGAGUUCAAGGGUACGAUGGUGCUAGUAAUAUGCGCGGUGAAUGGAAUGGACUACAAGCAUUAUUUCUUAAAGAUUGCCCAUUUGCUUAUUAUGUCCACUGUUUUGCUCAUCGAUUACAACUAGCAUUAGUUGCAGCAGCAAAAGAUGAGAUGAAUAUUUGGCAAUUCUUCUCUCACCUAACUUGUAUUGUCAAUCUUGUUGCUUCCUCUCCUAAGCGUCUUGCUGAAUUAAAAUCUUUUCAAAGGGAUGAGAUUGCAUGUAUGUUGAGCACAGGUGAACGUGAAUAUGAUAAAGGGGCUAAUCAGAUUGGCACCUUGCAUCGAGCUAGAGCUACUCGUUGGAGCUCACAUUAUGAUUCUGUGAAGGAUUUGAUUGAUAUGUAUAAUGCAUCCUGCAGAGGUACGGGUCGUCAUUUUCAGCAACCAGAUCAUAUUACAGUUGAGCACCAAUAUCACUUUGACAUUUUCAACUCUGCAAUAGAUUUACAGUUGAUGGAGUUAGAACAUAGAUUCAACAAUGAAGUAGUGGAACUUCUUACUCUUAGCUCGGCUUUGGAUCCUAGUGAUUCUUUUAAAUCUUUUAAUGUGGAAAAGAUAUGCAAUCUUGCUGAGAAAUUCUAUCCUUGGGACUUCACUGGCCAAGAUGUUAAAACAUUGAAGUUUCAAUUGAUGCAUUAUCAACUUGAUGUAUCUAGUGAUCCCAAGUUUCAGAAUAUUUCUUCUCUUACUGAUUUAAGUCGGGAACUAGUUGUAAGCAAGAAGUUUGAGUACUACGCUUUGGUUGACAGAUUGAUUCGUCUUGUGUUGACUCUUCCUGUUUCUACAACAACUACGGAGAGAGCAUUUUCAGGCAUGAAACGUGUUAAAACAGCGAUACGUAGCAAGAUUGGAGAUGAAUUUCUUGCUGACUAUUGCACUGGUAAGCUGGCCGAAGUGACUGGUGUUGUCCCUGAUGAUACACUUUCCCUUUCUUCAGUUACUGAAGCUACUACAUUUUUUAAGAAGUUACUUAAAGCAAAGAGAGAGGGGAUUGGAGCUCUUGGUGGAGGAAAGGCAGGAAUAAACUGA
This is a messenger RNA of Cornus florida, 1629 nucleotides long. RefSeq lists its product as uncharacterized. NCBI's taxonomy places the organism in Eukaryota, Viridiplantae, Streptophyta, Magnoliopsida, Cornales, Cornaceae. The coding region runs from base 1 to 1629 and encodes 542 amino acids. The transcript has 3 exons. The record is from RefSeq and is a predicted model, not a curated record. Gene Ontology annotation, molecular function: protein dimerization activity.